Molecule: messenger RNA, 998 nt
Organism: Micropterus dolomieu (smallmouth bass)
Lineage: Eukaryota; Metazoa; Chordata; Actinopteri; Centrarchiformes; Centrarchidae
Exons: 7
Source: RefSeq, a predicted model, not a curated record
CUUCCUUCAGCCACAGAGACAAAGACAAAGGGGAUGGAGGCUGCAUCGACUGGUAUGCUGUCAGACUCUUCGCCUACCACUAACAACGAAGAACACAGUCAGCCCUACAGUCAAAACUUCAGAAGAAAGCCCCACAGAUUCUUAAGGAGUAUGAGACUACAGGUAUCCUGUCAGUGCCAUCGAGGAAGCUUCUUGGGAAGACUUACAUAAGAGAUUUGGUGGAGAGUUACCCUCUUAGUGCAGAGAAGCUGGCUGCAGCGAAAAGCAUCAUCACCACCUUCCCAUCACUGAGUGUCUGAGUAGAAGGACAAGGGGAAGGAUUUAUUCCUUUUCUGAGAUGAGAGCACAAGCUCUUCUUCCACCAACACUGACAGUGAAUCCAUCAGUGAUCACAGAGACAGGCUCAGUCACACUGAACUGUCAGACUCCAUCAUCUGUUUCUAUGUCUGAGUGUUAUUUCCGCACUGUAAGAGGAGGACCUGCCAAAAGGUUCUCUUGUCUGCAGAAACUGACAGGAACCGAACUGCUGAAGAUAACAAAUCAAAGUUCACCUGCUGAGGUUAAAGUGACAUGUUUUUACCUUUACGUCUCUUCAUCUCCUGACAGUGACGUGUCCUCCAUCAUCGUCAGAACGUCUCUUCCGCCCAAACUGACAGUGAAUCCACCGAUAAUCACAGAGACAGAGUCAGUCACAAUGAACUGUCAGACUCCAUCCUCUGUUUCUGAGUCUCAGUGUUUUUUCUACACUUUAAGUGGAGGAACUGUCAGUGACUCCUCUUGUCUGAAGACACUGACAGGAACUGAGCUGCUGAAGAUGGCAAAUCAGAGUUCACCUGCUGAGGUUAAAGUGUUGUGUUUUUACACUGUAAAGCUUGGAGAGUUAGAUUCUCCAUCUCCACACAGUGACACAUCCUCCAUCACCAUACACAGUUCCAGUGUUCGCACACCUAGCACUAAAGAUAGCCCUUUUCCUGUAAGCACUCCGAAUAAAGCUUCAG